Owenia fusiformis is the source of this 2793-nucleotide messenger RNA. The record is from the annotation of a GenBank genome assembly. Lineage: Eukaryota; Metazoa; Annelida; Polychaeta; Sabellida; Oweniidae.
AGAUGUCAGGGUUUACUAUUAUGGACAAAAGGCAUCAAUCAUGUCAGACAAACCCCGAGGACAAGCAAUGCAGGACAAUAAGACACGUUGUGAUUUGUGCAAUAGAAAUUGCAGAACAAUCCUGUCUCUUAAGAGGCAUAAACAAACAUUCAAACACCUUAAGUGUGAUAUAUGUACAAGCAGUUUCAUUGAGGAAAUUGACCUGAUGGGUCAUUUAAUAACUGCACAUAAGAUCAAAGUUCAAUGUGGUUUUUGCAACCAGAAAUUGAAAUCUGUGUUGAAAAUGAGGAAUCAUUUAAAGAAGGCCCUGCACUUCAAAUGUACACUUUGCCCAAAGAGGUUUGAAACAAACAAUCUGCUGACCAAACAUUCUAUGAGGCAUACUCUAAAACCAUUUACAUGUAAUCAGUGCUCAAAACUCUUUACUAGUGAAGAAGAUUUGAAUACCCAUUUUAAUUCUGCCCAUAGAUGUGAGAAGUGCCUCGAGGUGUUUACUUCUAGACAAGACUUGAGAACUCAUGUCCUGUCUAGCCAUGGAUUGUAUACAUGCAGAUAUUGCUCAAAAUGUUUUACUUCUAAAACUGAUUUUAACACUCACCUGCGUUAUUUUCAUGAUGAUGCACUGUUAAAGUGUGUUUAUUGCGGGAAAUGUUUUAAAAGCAAAGGCGACUUAAACAUUCACUUGAGAAUCCAUACUGGAGAAAAGCCAUAUCAAUGUGAUGCAUGUUCAAAAAGAUUUACUAGUAGUACAGGUUUGCUUUAUCACAAAAAGCGAGUUCAUUUGGUUAAGACAUUCAUAUGUGUUGAUUGCAACAGAGUGUAUGGAACCAAAUCUGAACUCAACAGUCACAGAAGAAUACACACAGGUGAAAAACUUUUUCAUUGCCAAUAUUGUCCAAAAUACUUCCUACAUUCACACCAUUUGGAAAAUCAUAUUCGGGUUCACACAAGAGAAAGACCCUUCAUGUGUGAAUAUUGUUCAAAGUGUUUCAGCCAAGAGUACGGUUUAAUAAUUCAUCGAAGAAAAGUACAUUUUGGAGAGAAACCAUAUAAAUGUGAAGAGUGUUUGAAACAGUUUGCUCAAAAAAGUGUCCUUAAGAACCAUAUAAGAUUACACACUAAGGAAUUUCAGUGUGAACUUUGUUCAAAAUGUUUUAAAAAUGAAAGUAGUUUGGUAGUUCAUAGACGGCUGCACACUGGAGAGAAACCUUACAAAUGUGAACAUUGUUCAAAAUGUUUUACAUGUACAAAAAACUUAUAUAUUCAUAAAAGAAUACACAGUGAUGAAAAACCAUUCAAAUGUGCACAUUGCCCUUCACAAUUUAGACUUAAAACUUCAUUAAGAAAACACUUAGCAAUCCACACAGGAAAAUAUAAGUGCAAAACAUGUUUGAAGUGUUUUGAAAUAAAAAGGGAACUUUUACUCCACACAAAAACUCAUAUUGAGGAUAACCAGUUUAAGUGUUCACAUUGUUCAAGGCAUUUUACUGAGGAAUCCUCAUUGAUUAAGCAUAGGAAAUUACACACAGAGGAUAACACAUAUAAAUGUGAACAUUGCUACAAGGAAUUCAAAUGUAUGAGUUCACUGAGCAAACAUUUGAAAUGCCAUCAGAGAGCAAGGAUAUUUAGAUGUGAACAUUGCCAUAAAUGCUUUUCUUCAAAAAAGUAUUAUUUAGCGCAUAAAUGUAUCCACACCAGAGAGAGACCCAAUACUCAUAAUGUUGGGAAGAAAAAAUUCAUGUGUGAACAUUGCUCUAAAGUGUUUUUUCAGCGAAGACAUUUCAUGAAUCAUAUACGUAUUCAUACUGGUGAGAAGCCUUUUCAGUGUGAAUUUUGUUCACAAUUCUUUAGACAGUUGAUUACAUUGAUGGUUCAUAGAAGGAUUCAUACUGGAGAGAAACCAUUCAAAUGUGAACUUUGUCCAAAGUCCUUCAGAGAAAGGGCACAGUUGAGAAAUCACAGGAGGAUUCACACUGGAGAAAAACCAUUUAAAUGUGAAUUCUGCUCAAAAUGCUUCAGAGUUAAGGCAUCAUUGAGAAUACACAGAAAAACACAUACUGGUGAAAAAUUAGCUGUGAGCACUGUCACAAGUACUUUAAUCAAAAAACCACCUUGAUAAAUCAUAUGAAUCUCUGGCUAUGAUUAGAAUAUUAUUAUUUCAAUUUGGAUGAAAGCCCAAGACACAAUGAAUUGAUGGUGAAUUUGAUGGUAGUUUAUUUCAGAUAAAAAGAAGAUCUUGUUAUAUUACUACAUUAUAAUUUAUAAUACUAUAGCUUUUUGAUAUGAAAUCAAUGUUUUGCCAUGUUAUAGCAUUCCUUUAUAAACCAUGCAUCUGUUGUAAAAUAUAGAAUACACAAGGAGAUACGCUGAUUACUCAAGUAGUUUAAAAUAAGUACUAAAUUAGCACUUUGGCAAAAGUGCACUCAUGUCACUAGUGCUAAUUUAGUACUAAUUCAUGAUAUGAGUACUCAUUUAGUGCUGAAAAAUCAAUUUUAUUAAUACUGCCUUUUCAUCACUCAUGAUAUGAGUACUCAUUUAGCGCUAAAAUAUCAAUGAAAUUACUGCUAUUUUAUCACUCAUCGUAUGAGUACUGAAUUAGUACUAAAACAUGCAAUAAAUCAGUACUAAUGUCAUAUGUGCUCAUUUAGUACUAAUAUUUACUGAAAUGAGUACUCAGUUAGCGAUAAAAUGCCAUGAGUAGUAUUUCAGUACUCGGCAUAUCUCCCUGUGUAGCUAUACUACACAGGGGCGUAGCCAGCUUUCAGUCAGGAGGGGGUGCGAUUGCCAAAAAAA